Messenger RNA from Talaromyces stipitatus ATCC 10500, 2397 nucleotides. Its product is annotated as molybdenum cofactor sulfurase, putative. Gene Ontology annotation, molecular function: molybdenum cofactor sulfurtransferase activity. NCBI's taxonomy places the organism in Eukaryota, Fungi, Ascomycota, Eurotiomycetes, Eurotiales, Trichocomaceae. The transcript is spliced from 2 exons. Bases 1 to 2397 code for a protein of 798 amino acids. Gene Ontology annotation, biological process: molybdopterin cofactor metabolic process. The record is from RefSeq and is a predicted model, not a curated record.
AUGUAUGACAUCAACAAGAUUCGUCGAAAAGAGUACCCUGGCCUAAACAAAACAUGCUAUCUUGACUAUGGUGGUGCGACGCCAUACGCCAAAUCCCUCAUCGAUAUUUCAGCAAAGCUAUGGAAAUCAGACCUACUUGGUAACCCACACUCUAAAUCUGCUUCUUCCCUACGUUCCACAGAAUAUGUGAAUCAAGCUCGCCAGCAUGUACUGGACUUUUUCCGUGCAGAUCCCGAUGACUUCGACAUUGUCUUCGUCGCCAACGCUACAGCAGCAAUAAAAUUGGUUGCAAACUGCUUCCAGGAAAAGGGGUUUUGGUAUGGGUAUCACACAGAUGCUCAUACAAGUCUCGUUGGUGUUCGAGAACUGGCUGACAAAGGGUAUCACUGUUUCUCUUCGGAUAAAUCCCUCGAUGAGUGGAUUGAAUCCCCUCACUUGCAUGAAGAUGAUGAUUUCUAUCUUCCCAAUGACCUCAUCCGAAAAGACAACACCAACCGUCCGGUUUUAGACAGCGGAUUCAUCAAGCUGAUUGGAUAUCCUGCUCAAUCUAAUAUGAAUGGCCAUCGUACACCGAAAAAAUGGGCGAAGCGCAUACGCCAGAAAGGUCACGCCAACCGUGAAGGCCUAUACACCCUGUUGGAUGCAGCUGCCUUUUGUUCCUCGGCACAACUUGAUCUAUCUGAUCCAGAUGCUGCACCUGACUUUGUUAGUGUCAGUUUCUAUAAGAUUUUUGGCAUGCCAGACCUGGGAGCGUUAAUAGUACGCAGGAAAUCCAGCGAGAUUCUCUUAUCUCGCCAAUACUUUGGCGGCGGUACGGUGGAUAUGGUUACUGCAUUCGAUCACUUCCAUGCCAAAAAGAUCCAUCAUGUACAUGAGGUUCUGGAGGAUGGCACUUUACCGUUCCACAAUCUUGUAAUGCUUGAUACCGGCAUAGUCCUACACCAUCGUCUAUUUCAUUCUAUGGACGAAAUCUCCAAUCACGCAUCUCACCUUGCGCUACAACUAUAUACAGAUCUAUCGCGGCUUAAGCAUGCAAACGGUAAGUCUGUAUGCAAGAUCUAUAAAGAUGAGAAUAGCAUAUACGGGGAUAGUGACUCCCAAGGACCAACUGUUGCCUUCACUGUUCGCAAAUCGAAUGGGGCAUGGGUCCACUAUGAUUAUUUCGAAGCGCUUGCGAGCGCGUGCAACAUCCAGAUCCGUACCGGCGGGGUGUGUAACCCAGGUGGUAUAGCGGAACACCUAGAACUGGCUAGUUGGGAGCUGAGACGCAACUAUUGCGAGGGUUAUCGGUGCGGAGAACCUUUCAGAGUCCGCGGUGGAAAGCCCUCUGGGAUCAUCAGAGCAAGUUUGGGGGCAAUGUCUAACAGACGUGACGUUGAGACUCUCGUUGCAUUCGUGAAGCACUUUUUUGUGGAUUAUACUCGUCCACAGGGCUAUGAGAAAUUCACUGGAAGAUUUCCUGAGAAAGAGCAGCAACCCUGGUUUGUGAAAAAACUGCAAAUAUUCCCUAUUCAGCAUUUCCCUUCAUGUUCCCUGCCUAUCUCAUCGUCUUGGGAGCUUAACUACUCUCGCUUAGCCUUGGACGGCGAGUGGUGUCUUGUCGAUCUGAAGAGCAAUAAGGUCCGGAAAGAAUGCGGAAUAGCCAGCGGACUGAUGGUCGAGAUAAACAGCGAAUUAACUCUACUGCGUCUAGCGAGAUCAGCUUCCAGUCAGGUGUCUAGUAUGGAGCUGGACCUGUGGGAGUUACCCACUGGGAACUGGGUUACAGACUCUCUCGAGCAAACAUUCCAAGGAGCAUAUAGAUUGGCUCGUACUUUUACGUCAAAAACGCUUGAGGAGUUUUUUACGUCUGCCUUCGGGCAACCGACGACACUGGCUCGCUUUCAUGAAUUUAAAGGAGAGCUUCCGGUUGAUGUUUGCGUUGAGAAAGUUGAGCAUCGGCGGCCGUCAGGAGGAAUAGUUGUUCAGUUCUCCGGGGAUGUCCCGCUAUCAAAUGUUCAUAUGGUGCUGGGACGAACACCAUCAGUCGUGAAAUCGAAUGAGGACUUGCCGCAACAGCUUCAGUUCGGCAGCCAACUCCUCUUUCAUUCGCCCGCGACAAAACUAGAGGAAUACAACAUGUACAGAUGCAACAUAGCUAGAUACUGCCGCGCUCCGGAUGCUGAUGAAGAUCUCGUAUCUCAGAACACGACAAUUAAUCCCAUUGAUCUGGUCCUAGAGUCACAUUCUAGUCUUACGAAAGACCGGCAGGUUGAUAAUAGAGACUAUCAUUUCUGUCCGGUGGUGGGUUGUCACGAAAAGAACGUUGAUUAUUUCAUGUUACUGCAUCACUUGAGGGGUCAUGCAUCCUCUUUCAUGAAGUCCCGACGGAGGAGGUGCUGGUUCCGGCGAAAAUAA